Molecule: messenger RNA, 1113 nt
Organism: Syzygium oleosum
Lineage: Eukaryota; Viridiplantae; Streptophyta; Magnoliopsida; Myrtales; Myrtaceae
Product: WAT1-related protein At5g64700-like
Exons: 7
Coding region: 1-1113 (370 amino acids)
Cellular component (GO): plasma membrane
Molecular function (GO): transmembrane transporter activity
Source: RefSeq, a predicted model, not a curated record
AUGGCGAUGAUAGGGUUCGGGAAAUGUUACGAGUCGUCAAAAGCUCUGGUGAGUAUGUUGCUGGUGCAAGCACUCGUGACCGGGUUGCAACUGCUUUCCAAGGUCAUCUUGAACGACGGGACCUUCAUUUUAGCUAUCUUGGCUUAUCGUCACGUGGUUGGUGCGAUUUGCGUUGCCCCAUUAGCUCUCUACUUCGAAAGACGUAACACAACAAAGCUAAGCUUGAAGGUGGGGUUUUGGCUCUUCAUUAACGCGUUAACCGGAGUAUCAUUGACUAUGGGACUAUACUACUACGGUCUCCGGGAUACAACCGCAACAUAUGCUACCAACUUCUUGAACGUAACCCCGAUUGUCACCUUCAUCUUUUCCGUCAUUCUAAGAGUAGAGUCAUUGAGGUUAAACACCAGAGCAGGUAAAGUGAAGACAGUAGGAGCAAUAGUCUGUGUCGCUGGUGCACUAACCAUUAUCUUCUACCAAGGAAAAUCGUUCCACAUCAACCAUCAACGCUCUCGCUCUCAUACUAAGAUCAUUCCAUCUAAUUGGACGAGAGGCACACUUAUGCUGGUCGGAAGCUGCCUAUCGUACGGUAUCUGGUUCAUAGUACAGGCUAAGGUGAUUAAAGUCUUCCCGUUAAAGUAUUGGUCCACGAUGUUGACAUGCAUCAUCGCGUCCGGACAAGCAACGAUCGUAGGCUUAUGUAUAAAUCAUAGCAGGAAGUCGUGGAGUCUGGGAUGGAAUCUGCAGCUGAUCACCAUUGUCUACUCGGGAGCAUUGGCGACGGCUGCAACUUUCUGCUUAAUCUCUUGGGUGAUUACAAAGCGAGGCCCUACCUAUCCUUCAAUGUUCUACCCCUUGACUCUGAUCUUCGUUACUGUGCUAGAAGCGCUCAUACUCGGCGAGGCAAUCCACCUCGGAACCUUAGUGGGAACUAUUCUGAUCCUAGUGGAAAUAUACUCCUUCUUAAGUGGAAAAAGGAAGGAGUUGUUGAUGAAUCCGCAACCUCCGGUCAAUAACGUUGCGCCUAUGGAUGUCGAGGCAAUGGUUACUGAACCCACAGCAAUCCUGCCGCCAAAAGCGACAAUCGUCUUGCUGAGCGAUUCACCAGAGCAAUAG